This is a messenger RNA of Stegastes partitus (bicolor damselfish), 1039 nucleotides long. It is a transcript of the gene pcgf5b, whose product is annotated as polycomb group ring finger 5b. The record is from RefSeq and is a predicted model, not a curated record. Lineage: Eukaryota; Metazoa; Chordata; Actinopteri; Pomacentridae. The coding region runs from base 1 to 663 and encodes 220 amino acids. The transcript is spliced from 7 exons.
AUGCACCACAAGAUCAACGGCUCAGCUCCUGGUUUCAUGGAGGCGUCCAACAAAUACUCUGAUAAAAACAAACCUCUGAUCAGAGUGGACAACAUGAACCUGAUCACGCUUCACUCACUGUGGGCUCGUUGUUCCUGCACCUCCAUGAAGACGGAGAGCCAGCUCAGAGACGUCUUCUGCACAAUAGAAGAGGAGCAGCAAGAAGUUGAAUUCUGGAGGAAGAACCAGCCCAAAGAAAAUGGCCAAGCAGAACCCCUGAGGUGUCAGAGAGUCGGGCUGCCGGACGUGGCCGUGGACGGUGAUGACGGCGGCGCCGAGGAGGACGACGGCGCCGCAGACGACGACUAUCACAGGAGCGACCCUCAGAUCGCCAUCUGUCUGGACUGCCUUCGCAACACGGGCCAGUCGGGGGAGAGCACGGUCACCGAUCUGAUGAAGAGAUUCAUCCGCUGCUCCAGUAGAGUCACCGUGGGAACCAUCAAGAAGUUCCUCAGUCUUAAACUAAAGCUGCCGAGCUCCUACGAGCUGGAUGUGCUGUGUAACGGAGAGAUCAUGGGCCGAGACCACACUCUGGAGUUCAUCUACAUGACCCGGUGGAGGCUGCACGGGGAGAACACGUAUCCGAUGGUUCUGGAGUAUCGGCCUCGUAUCGACUUCGGCUGAACCAAGCCUGCAUGAAGAGGACCACACACACACACACACACACACACACACACACACACACACACACACACACUGUAUAUACACACAGAUACAUGCAUACACAGUGUAGACAGUAAGAACACCUGGACACACACACACAGCACCAGAGACAGAGAAAGAUUUAAAUGUAUUUUUGUACAGCCAAUGACGAAGUGCAGACGUUGUUAUGUUGAAGAGCUUUUAUGCUACAUAGAAUAAUAUAUGCUAUAAUAUAUGAUAUUUUUAAAUGUAUGUCCCUGUGCCUAAAACCUGUCGGAUCAGAGAUGAAGUACGACCAUAUCUCCACUUUGCCUGUCUAACUCUAACUGUAGAUUAAAUGUUGAUUUUCUACUGUUGA